This is a messenger RNA of Leptonychotes weddellii (Weddell seal), 5972 nucleotides long. The record is from RefSeq and is a predicted model, not a curated record. NCBI's taxonomy places the organism in Eukaryota, Metazoa, Chordata, Mammalia, Carnivora, Phocidae.
UCACCUCCGGGUCGCGUCCCUUCCUUUUCCUCCAGGGGAGGAGGAUGGGGUUGCAAACGCUUCCCCCGAGGAUGCUCGUGUGGCUGGUGGCCUCGGGGAUUGUUUUCUACGGGGAGCUUUGGGUCUGCGCUGGCCUCGAUUAUGAUUACACUUUUGAUGGGAACGAAGAGGAUAAAGCGGAGACGAUAGAUUACAAGGACCCUUGUAAAGCCGCUGUGUUUUGGGGUGAUAUUGCCUUAGAUGAUGAAGACUUAAGUAUCUUUCAAAUUGAUAGGACAAUUGACCUUACACAGAACCCCUUUGGACUUGGACAUACCACAGGUGGAUUUGGAGACCAUGGUAUGUCAAAGAAACGAGGGGCCCUCUACCAGCUUAUAGACAGGAUAAGAAGAAUUGGCUCUGGCCUGGAGCAAAACAGCACAGUUAAAGGAAAAGUACCUCUAAAAUUCUCAGGGCAAAAUGAGAAAAAUCGAGUUCCCAGAGCUGCUACAUCAAGAACCGAAAGAAUAUGGCCUGGAGGUGUUAUUCCUUAUGUUAUAGGAGGCAACUUCACUGGCAGUCAGCGAGCCAUGUUCAAGCAGGCCAUGAGGCACUGGGAAAAGCACACAUGUGUGACUUUUAUUGAAAGAAGUGAUGAAGAGAGUUACAUUGUAUUCACGUAUAGACCUUGUGGAUGCUGCUCCUAUGUAGGUCGGCGGGGAAAUGGACCCCAGGCAAUCUCUAUUGGCAAGAACUGUGAUAAAUUUGGAAUUGUUGUUCAUGAAUUGGGCCAUGUGAUAGGCUUUUGGCAUGAACACACACGACCAGAUCGAGAUAACCAUGUCACUAUCAUAAGAGAAAACAUCCAGCCAGCAUGUGGAGAGACCCUACAAGAAUCCAAUGGCAACCUUUCGUCUCCAGGAUUUCCAAAUGGCUACCCUUCUUAUACUCACUGCAUCUGGAGAGUUUCAGUGACCCCAGGGGAGAAGAUUGUUUUAAAUUUUACCACAAUGGACCUAUACAAAAGCAGUUUGUGCUGGUAUGACUACAUUGAAGUGAGAGAUGGGUACUGGAGGAAAUCACCUCUCCUUGGUAGAUUCUGUGGGGACAAGUUGCCUGAAGUUCUUACCUCUACAGACAGCAGAAUGUGGAUUGAGUUUCGUAGCAGCAGUAACUGGGUGGGAAAAGGCUUUGCAGCUGUCUAUGAAGCGAUCUGUGGAGGUGAGAUACGUAAAAAUGAAGGACAGAUUCAGUCUCCUAAUUAUCCUGAUGACUACAGACCGAUGAAGGAAUGCGUGUGGAAAAUAACAGUGUCAGAAGACUACUUUGUUGGAUUGACCUUUCAGGCCUUUGAGAUUGAAAGACAUGACAACUGUGCCUAUGACUACCUAGAAGUUCGAGAUGGAGCCAGUGAAAAUAGCCCUUUGAUAGGGCGUUUCUGUGGUUAUGAUAAACCUGAAGAUAUCAGAUCUACCUCCAAUACCUUGUGGAUGAAAUUUGUUUCUGAUGGAACUGUGAACAAGGCAGGGUUUGCUGCCAAUUUCUUUAAAGAGGAAGAUGAGUGUGCCAAACCUGACCGGGGAGCCUGUGAGCAGCGAUGUCUGAACACACUGGGCAGUUAUCAGUGUGCGUGUGAGCCUGGCUAUGAGCUGGGACCUGACAAGAGGAGCUGUGAAGCGGCUUGUGGCGGACUUCUUACCAAGCUUAAUGGCACCAUAACCACCCCAGGCUGGCCCAAGGAGUAUCCUCCUAAUAAAAACUGCGUGUGGCAGGUGGUUGCACCAACCCAAUACAGAAUUUCUAUGAAGUUUGAGUUUUUUGAAUUGGAGGGCAAUGAAGUUUGCAAAUACGAUUAUGUGGAGAUUUGGAGUGGUCUUUCCUCUGAGUCUAAGUUGCACGGCAAAUUUUGUGGCGCCGAAGUGCCUGACGUGAUCACAUCUCAGUUCAACAAUAUGAGAAUUGAAUUCAGAUCUGACAAUACUGUAUCCAAGAAGGGCUUCAAGGCACAUUUCUUCUCAGACAAAGACGAAUGCUCUAAGGAUAAUGGUGGGUGUCAACAUGAAUGUGUCAACACAAUGGGAAGCUACAUGUGUCAGUGCCGUAAUGGAUUUGUGCUGCAUGAAAAUAAACAUGACUGCAAGGAAGCUGAGUGUGAACAGAAGAUCCACAGUCCAAGUGGCUUCAUCACCAGCCCCAACUGGCCAGACAAGUACCCAAGCAGGAAGGAAUGCACAUGGGAAAUCAGUACCACUCCUGGCCACCGAAUCAAAUUAGCCUUUGGUGAGUUUGAGAUUGAGCAGCAUCAAGAAUGUGCUUAUGAUCACUUGGAAGUAUUCGAUGGAGAAACAGAAAAAUCACCAAUUCUUGGAAGACUAUGUGGCAACAAGAUACCAGAGCCCCUUGUGGCUACUGGAAAUAAAAUGUUUGUUCGGUUUGUUUCUGAUGCAUCUGUUCAAAGGAAAGGCUUUCAAGCCACACAUUCUACAGAGUGUGGUGGUCGACUGAAAGCAGACCCGAAACCCAGAGAUCUGUACUCGCAUGCGCAGUUUGGUGAUAACAACUACCCGGGACAAGUGGACUGUGAAUGGCUGUUAUUGUCAGAACGGGGCUUUCGACUGGAGCUAUCCUUCCAGAUUUUUGAAGUGGAGGAAGAAGCCGAUUGUGGCUAUGACUAUGUUGAGCUUUUUGACGGUCUCGAUUCAACAGCGGUGGGGCUUGGUCGAUUCUGUGGAUCAGGGCCGCCAGAAGAGAUCUAUUCAAUUGGGGAUGCGGUUUUAAUUCAUUUUCACACUGAUGACACAAUCAACAAGAAAGGAUUUCAUAUAAGAUACAAAAGCAUUAGAUAUCCAGAUACUAUGCAUACCAAAAAAUAACACCAAAACCUCCAUCGAAACAUAAAGGAAUGUGCAUAAUGGAGAGAAGACGUAUUUUUUUUAAAUGAAGAUAUUAGCACAAAUGUUUUAUAUAAUGAGUUUGACCAGAAGAAGACUGUAAGAACAGGAUUAUCUCUGUACUAAAAGAGAAGUUUUCAAGCCAACUCUGAUCAACAUUGCCAAGAUAUUGAAACUCCAUGCUUGAUGGUAUAAAUAUAAAUAAAGCUGGUGAGAAGGCACAUGUAACUUCAAGGAAGACUCCAGAAGAUUUUGUUCACAGCUUGACAGAGAUGCCUUGCCAUUCAGACAGUUCGAUUCAGGGUCUGUGACCUUGCAGAGUGUUUCUUUUUGACAAUUUUUCAAGAUUUGGGAGAAAUCAAAUGAUCUUGCAGGUCAUAAACUGAAAAACCCUCUUCUUGUAUCUUAGGAUGAUUGCUUUGGCUUUGUAUCUUGGAUACAGAUCCAUAUGGGAUGUUGCGAAAUGGGAGUCUUUUGAGGGCGGUUUGUACUUUAAAUGUGGGCGUGUCCGGAAGUUUGGAAACUGGAAUAUUUCAGCUUCAUUAUUUUCACUUGCAGGCCAGAUUCACCUCUUUGAAACACGAAUGAUCUUGAGACCACUUCAUUUUACUGACGUUUUGACAAGUUGGAAAUGCCAAUAGUGUCUAUUAUUGCAGUUAAAAUCUAGGCAUCAUUUAUUUAAGUGCUGGAAAAUGCCCAGUUGAUCAGUAAACUCACGUUCUUUCAGUGAAAGUGCUGCCUUUUCACACCCAAUUUAAGAAGCGUUGUGAUGUCUUGGGAACUUCAUGAGAGAACUCCCAGCAGGUGUGAACAGAAUUCUUCCAAGUGACUGCCUGGAUGGCCCAUUCUCAAGUCACCAGUGCUGCUAUUGUCUUUUCGGUUGUUGAUCUGUUGUAGUUGUUAUUGCUGAUGUUGUUACGGUUAAUGUUGUAUUUAAAAAAAAAAAAUGAAGUGAAGUGGAUGUAGGCUGUGUAGUCAUUGAAAGCUCUCUCUCUCUUCGCCUUCUUCUUCUUCUUUUUUUUUCUCUUCUUGGGAUUCAGUUAAAAAAAUGCAAUGUUGGAAAAAAAGAUUUGUUUCUGAAAGACUUUCUAUGGUGCUAUUCCAUAAACGUUUUUUUUAAACAAAAUUUUUGACCUUUGAGCCAACCACCUGUAGACUAUGAAUGUCUCCCUAUGUCUGGUGGCAUUUGAAGACUAAAGACUUGCUAAGGGUAUCAAGAGUGUAUCAUCGCAAGGGCAGCACUUGUCCUGUGGAACAAUUACUUAUAAUGCCUUAGAAUUCUUGCACAUGAUCAAACAGAUCCUCCUAGAGACACACUUUUUGAAAGGUUGAGCAAAACAACGUAUGUUAAUUAGCAGCUCUGUGAGGAAAAUCCAUUUCCAUGACUGAGAACAUUGGGUAUAAAUAUGGUGACCUGCUUUUGUUGUAGAAAAUGAAUUUUCUGCUUGAAAGCCAUGCGUGUUUUUAAUAUUGUUUAUGUAUAUGUGAGGUUGUCUGAGUGAAUGAAGCUACAAGAAGGUGAAAAGCAGUGGGUGGUGGAAAAGUUACAAUUUAUGUGCCAAGUUCUACUAGAAUCCUGUCUGAAGUACCACCUUUCUUAGGAGGUUUCAUGGACAAAUAAUGGGAACUUCUAAUUAUUAUCCACACCAUUAAAAAAAAGACUUUUUCCUUUACAGAAACUCUAUUUUGAUAUGUUUUAAUGUUGCUGUAGAUUGCUAUAUGAAGUAGAUUUGUUUCUGUUACCUGUCCAUGAACAUUUGACAUUUAGUAAAAUUGGGUAUUUUUCUUUAUUCUUACAAAAUUACACUAUACACACAGGUGUAGUUUAUUCAUUUUUUUGCCAUUGUUGCCCUGAAAAAUAUUUUCUUGCAUAUGAAUUACAAUAUGUAAAUACAUUUUUAAAACCAGUCUUUUGAUCUUACUCAAUGUUACUUUGGGAAUGUGUAACUAUUGCCUGCAAUGUAAUGAGCUUUUUUAGUGGAGCUGAUUUAUUCCAGUAACUUCUUCUAUAUUUUUUCAUUAAUCUUCAAUUAGCCAAAUAUAUCAGCAAUGGGAAAGAGAGGAAAAAAUACCAUUCACACCUAGUGGAUUACGCUAUGCCUCGCCCAGUACGAGGCACAGGGCACUAGCUUUUUUCUAAACUUUAUGCUACCCUUUGAGAAUUGUGGUGAUGUUCUCAUUUUGUAGUUCAGGAAUGGAGGCUCAUAGAAGGUAUGUAAUGUUCCCAGGGUCACCGUGUAAAGUUAGAUGUUGAAACCCAGCUUGUCUGAUAUAAAAAUCUGUGCUUGUUCUACAAAAUGUAGUAGAAUCGAUCUUGACAUAUAUAAAUAGUAGACAUGUUUUUAUGAUGAAACAUUUCCACAUAAAGUAAAUUUUAGGGGUGAAUUACAGUAAACCCUUCAGGAUAAAUAUAUUGUUCUUUUCAGAAACAGCAUGACAAUUCGAAUAUCAACUGUAGAUAUCUUUAAGAACCACAGGUAGUGCUAGAAAUUAAAAACAAACAAACAAACACCUACUCUGUAGUUCAAAGUUAGUAAUCAUGGAUGGACCUUUUGUUAAAAUAAAUACAUUAAAUUAUUUUAUCUGGCGUAGUAGGGGAAAUGUAGUGUUCUACUUUAAGAAAUAUUCUGGAUAUUACAAUUGACAUCUUAUUAGGUCACAACGAGCUGCAAUCAACACAACCGAGAAAUGAAAGUGAAAAGAUAUUUAGAAGGCAUAUAUAGAGAUGUUGCAACUUCAGGUCUUCAAUGUGAACAUUAAUUUUUAUUGUAUCUUAUGUCAGAUAUCAAUUCGCUGCAUAUUAUUUUUAUAUUAAUUCAAUUUUGGCUUAAAUGUGUUGUUAAAUGCAAGUACAAACAGCUUUGUUGUUAUUUUGUUAAUAAUUGUUAGUUACUGUUUUAAACAUUUUAUUAAAUUAAUUUUGUAAAUUAUUUUCAACCCCUACAUCAGUAUACUGGUUGUGCUCUCUAUUUGCCAAAGUUCUAACUCCUAUACAAUCCUGACUAUACACAGAAAAAAACUGCUCCUACUUAAUAUGAUUUUAUUAAAUUAUUUUUCAAGUCAAUUUUGAAUAUUAAUCUACUUUAUUAAUGAGAUCAUGAC